Messenger RNA from Dicrocoelium dendriticum, 720 nucleotides. The record is from the annotation of a GenBank genome assembly. Lineage: Eukaryota; Metazoa; Platyhelminthes; Trematoda; Plagiorchiida; Dicrocoeliidae.
UAAAUUGAGCUUUGAAUACAAUUAUCGUAGGAGCGGAUAUGAUAAGAGGUGGAAUGCACUAUAUGAACCGUGCUGGUGGACCGUACUGGACGAACUACGAGGUCCAACCGGAACACCCAAAUUUGCAACCAAUGAUGGACACUUUUCAAAGAGUCUCUCGGUUGCGGGCAUAUGAAGCUCCUUUGGAGGUCAUUGAAUCAGUGCUGAGGUACUUGGGAGCAAUAAACAUAAUCAGCACCGCAAUCAUACUCACAUGCAAAGUGGCACACGUCCGAAAGGAUCUACUUAUUCAAUGGCUGUUGGUGCGAGACCUGCUGCGCCGAAAACCAAAAGAGUACCGAAUAGUUCCGUCGGGGAAUGCGCAUAAAGUCGAAAAAGCUGUGAUUGAAGCAUUGCACAAAUCCCGCACAUCAGAUAGAGGGGUUGAACUUGAAUCAUGGGGUGUACGCCCGAAAGGAAUUUUUACGAAAAUGCAGAACGAAGUCACGACGACAGAGAUCGGAUUAGGAAAGCGGGAGGAUGUCGGUGAGGAGAAAAAGCACAGUUCGGCAGGGUACGCAAAGGUAAAGCUGAAUCCGAUGAAAUCAGCAGCGAGAAACAACACACAAGAGCCAGCGAUACAGUCGCAUAGAAUCUAUUCCCUAUGAUGCGCUGCGUUGUAUAAUCACAAUUGUGCCAAAAGAAGACAGAAACCAAACAUACGGGAAAGCUAUUUGUAAA